Bursaphelenchus okinawaensis is the source of this 1052-nucleotide messenger RNA. The record is from the annotation of a GenBank genome assembly. NCBI's taxonomy places the organism in Eukaryota, Metazoa, Nematoda, Chromadorea, Rhabditida, Aphelenchoididae.
AUGACCUGGCAACUGGAUAAAUACGUACUCGUAUGUUAAUAUAAUUUUGUUAAAUUUUAACAGUAAAAAAGUAAUCUUUUUGCUCUUCAACUUAGAUUUAUGCUAUUUUUUGUUUCUUAAAGAAAGUUAUUAUUAUUUUUUGUAACAAAAAAUUUUGAAUUUUAAUUUUUUACAGUUUCAUCCAUUUGUAUGCGCGCUAACUACGUCAGUGACACUAAUUGGGUUGUGGGACAUAUUUUUCGCCACGUACGAAGACUUCCUAAUAUCGAUAUUUUGCCUAAUAAUUGUGGUUGAAGUGCUUGUGGGUGGAGCAAUCACUUUAUUUUUGAAAAAAGAUUCACAGUCUAGAGAUACUGUAACAUUCUACGUAAGGUUUUUGAGGUUUAGUAAAAGUUUUCUUAAAAAUCACAAAAUUUACAUUUAAAAUUUACAAGUUAAAAUUUUCAGUUAGGACCUUUACUAAUAUGUUCAGCGGUAAUCAACUUAACAUCUUCCACUGUUAUGGUAUUUUUUGUAUAUAAAAUGAACAAUGAUCCUCAUUCGCUAUUGGAAAUUGUAAAGUUAGGCUACGGGUCACCUUGGUAUAAUAAAGUCACAGAAGCUUGGGACAGGCUACAUAUAAGUGUAAUUUAUAUUACUUUUUUUUGUGGCCAAAUAGUUUUUAUUAUAGCAGACCAGACUGGUGCUUUGGUUAAACUGUCAUAUUUCACAUUUUCAGAACGAAUGUUGCGGUGUUUACGGCUAUAAAGAUUGGAGGGAAACUGACUGGUAUAAACACCAGAAUACUUAUCCGCCACUGAGAGCUCCAGCAUCUUGUUACAAUAACGUUAUAGUAAGUUUAAUUUUAUUUUUAAUAAUUGAUGUACUGUUCUGUAAAAUGAAAAAAAUUCUAGGGAUGUCAUCUGCCAAUCAGCUUCCAAACAGCAGUUAUGGGAACACUAUUCUCUACAGUGACAUUCAUAAGCACCAUCAUCAAAAUACGAUCUUUUAAAAAUAUUUUGUACGAAAGUAAUCAACGAGUACGACUAGAAUUUGACAACCUGACAGUUUAA